UAUAUCCGCGUAUCCGGUUGCAAAAUGAAACUGCUUCAAGUUAUUGAAUUACGUAGUAAUUGCACGUUACACAUUAGAGAACUGUUCCUUUUAAUAAAGAAAGUCACAAAAUAGAUACAAAAUGAGUGUACCUUAUUCAUUACUGUUACCGAGCUUUCGUCGACGAAAAUCUCGAAAUGGCGUGUUUCGCUGCGCUUGAUGACGUGAAUGGAGAAGUUACCAUUGUCGGUGAAAGGCUGCAAAAUUUAGCGAUUACGGCAAUUGAGCGGGGAUGAAUCUUUAUUGUGCCACACCUGCUGUGACACGGGGCCUCGGUUUUUGCGGUCUCACCCAAAAGGACCGCCCUAUUUAGUCGCCUCUCACAACAAACAAGGGGUACCAGGACCUAUUCUAAACCGGAUCCCCAAGGGACGAAGGAGAAGAAAUAUGGUCUGUAACUCAUGGGCAUACAUUGUACAUUUUUACUGGAUGAAUUAUACCAAGGGGCGAAUCACUCAUAUUCCUAGAGGGCUUAACUUAUAUGGAGAUGAAGAUGAGUACCACUUUUUUGAAUUGUUCACUUUAUGACGUGUAUAGGAAAUUACAUAUUUAAACAAAAUACUGGUAUAGGCCAAGUAUGUACAAACUUCUACAAUUAUUGUCUACUGAAAAUAUCAGCGAAUUAAGUAAUUUAAGGAAAUUCCUACAGAAAGCUGAAAUACUUAUAUACUCAUUAAAUGUUAAUUAAGAUCUUUUUGUUAAUUGUAUCGAUAAAUAUUGUUUUUGAUAUAUAUGUAUAUGUAAUUUACUCUUGUCAUCAUAUGCUAUGAACUAACAAAGGGAUGCAGUAUUCUGUCCAUGCAUUACUAUUAGGUCGUAUCAAUGUAACAUUUUUCCACUUUUCAGUAAACUUGACUUCUGUUUACUGUGUAUGUAUAGAUAAUUUGUAUAUAUAUAAGCCACUGAAUGGGAAAUGUUCAAGUUAUGAUAUGAUUACCACUACACUGGUAUAAUGUGUACGCUGAAUGCUGUGUCUAGAAGUUAGUACGUAAACAGUGUACGGGGGAUAUUGCUCAAAGUAAUAAAGAAGCUAAACCGAUCAUUAGAUCUGUAAUCGUGUUUACAGACGGUCACACGGACAAACCACUAUUCAUUGUACUGCAUUCAUGUAGAGAAUUAUCACAUUCCAAUAGCGUACGUGUAGUCUUACACAACGCAGAAAAAUAAUUGAUUACUAAUAGAUAUCCGCAGAAAAAUGAUUGAUUAAUAAUAAUAAUAAUAGAUAGAUAGAUAGAUAGAUAGAUAGAUAGAUAUCCACAGAAAAAAUAUUGAUUACUAAAAUAUUUACGCAGAAAAAUAAUGAUUACUAAUAUAUAUCCACAGAAAAAUGAUUGAUUACAAAUAGAUAUCCGCAGAAAAAUAAUUGAUUACUGAUAAAUAUUCCCAGAUAAAUGAUUGAUUAUUAAUAGAUAUCCACAGAAAAAUGAUUGAUAGAAAAAUAAUUGAUUACUAAUAGAUAUUCACAUAAAAAUAAUUGAUUACUAAUAGAUAUCCACAGAAAAAUAAAUAAUUACUAAUAGAUAUCCCGAUUAUGAGACAUGAUCAUUUAAUGAAGAAUAAAAAUUCUGAGGAAAACUUUGAUGAAAUAGCCAAUAUUGUAAUAUAUUCUACUUUUAAGAGACAAAUUGUUUGUGUGAAGUAAUUGGACACAAUGGAUGGUAGAAUUUGUUUUUAUUUUAUUGCAUAUCUGGGAUUGCUUUAUUCAAACUUAAAUCUAAAGAUUUAAUCCCUACUCGUGUGGAAAAUUCUCGAGUGGGACUUAAAACAUUAAACAAACGAAUACUAAAAAUUUGUGUAAGAUUACUAACAACAGCACGCUGGUGUCAGGAAUACAGAGACCUUGAAUGCUGGUAGAUAUUAACGGAAACCUGGGCUGUCUAAAAAAAAUUGAUCCUUUUGUAUUUGUUGAAUUUUUUGGGGAGAUGUAUGUAUAAAAAAAAAAAAAAAAAAAAAAAAAAAUCACAACAUGACAGUUGGCCGUGUAUCUGCCCAGUUAAUAAUCCCCCGAUACAGCCUGAUCGAUAAAUAGCAUUAUUUCAGGGAGAGAGUUCGUAUAGGCUGGAGAGCUCAAUCCCAACAUUUUAUUAAAUAAAUUUUGUUUAACAAAAAAUAACAGUAUCGUAAUCCUCCACUACUUAUAUCCUCACUUUUAGUCCUAUGUAGUAAACAUUCUUCCAAAAUGUGUAUUUUUCACCCACGCCAUUAAAACCAGGAUUUGGGCGAAACAACAAUCGAUACAUGUAGCUCUGAUUGCAGAGUCCUCCUUCCUACUUAGAAAUGUUGAGACUUGAAAAAAAUGAUAUAGACAUUAUCCAUUUAUCUACUUUUUAAAAAAAUCUACGAUAUUGUCUAUCAUUUUAAUUUUAUUUUAUCAUCAUUAUUAUUAUCAUUUGCAUUUCCAUUUUUUUACUGCAAUUUCACAAAUUGCAGAUCAGAAAUAGAAAUAUCUUUUUUGUACACGUAUUAAGUCCCGUUAACAUACACCUUUUUACACACAGCGUGCAAAUUUUACAUGUACGCAAAUUUGUACCGGUAUAUUUUGGUGCAUAUGAAAGAAGGGGGGGGGGGAUUAAGUAUGAUUUGCACGUGAAUAAUAUUUUUUUACUCCCUAGUGAAAAAUUUACAUGUACAUUUAGUCAGACUAGGUGUAAUUAACUUAUACAUACGAUUAAUUUUACUUUUUGGAGUAACUUCAGUCAUGUGUACGCAUAGCAACACAUAUACACAAAUAACAAAUUAUUGAAAUUGUCUAUAAAACACCGUAUAAUUUUCUUGAAGAUUGUAUCGUGUCCAGCGGCCUUCUGCUAUGUUAGUGAGAUCGAGUAUCAUUUUAAAAGCAUUUGAUCAAGAAAUGGCAAAACUUAUAGUCACAUGAUGAAGAAAUAUCUAUCUCAUUCAUGGUCUUCAGAGUACAUCCAUAUUGCUUGGACUUGGCUACCUAAUACUGUUUUACAUACAAUUUGCUAGCGCAUACACCAGGAGUAAAAUUUACAUGUUGAAAAUUUACACCUAUCACAGUAAAUGGGCGCAUGUGAACGGGGCUUUGGAAUUAUUGCUAGUGUAAAAGAUGUUAACGAUAUAUCAAACAAACGAAGAUUAUUUAUUAGUUUGAUUAGUCUCAGUUUGAAAUCAUAUCACGCUAUAAGCUAGCAGGAGUUAUUUUUCUUUUCUUUACUAGUGAGUUCAGUUUUACUAAACACAGAGAUCAAACAAAGUGAUAGAAUUUACUAUAGACAUUCGUUAAAGAACGUUUGUGAAAAGGAAAAAAAACACACACACAAAAAAAAACAACCCGACAAUAUUAAUGUCUUUAGGGAGUAAAGAUCCCCAUCACCAAAUAGCCACGUGACGCGUUUGAUAAAUGUGUCCCUAUCACCUGUUGCACAAUUUGUAUUUAUUGUUAUCACUGAUAAAUUAUUUUGACGAGGCAAAACAUGUCAACAUUAAACGUCGAUCAGCAUCUAUGUACCUUAGAAGCAUGGCAUCUGAAAUAUGACUGUCAAUUGUACAAAAUAUGAUCCCUUUGAUUCGUCUUGGGUACCUGUGUGUAUCGAAUUCUGUUUAGGAACCAUUGGAAACAUCCUGGCUCUUGUGAUUUUGUGGAUAAGCCGUCGACACAAUGGAUGGCGUCCAUUCGACAAAAUGUUCGCAGGACUAGCAUUGGACAACCUUCUCAGCAUAAUGUUGACCGACCCCUUUAUUUUUAAGAGGUAUACUUCUGGUUCUACGUGGUCUUAUAACCAAACAUUGUGUGAUUUUAAUUCGUUUUUAUUGGUGAACAAUCAUUUGUCGUCCGCUUUUCUGAUCUGUGCAAUGUCCAUAGACCAGUUCUUGAUUGCUCGCGAAUUCGAAAAGGAAACCGGAAGUUCUGGAAGAAGGGAAGGUAAGCGGUAUACAAUUAUGGUGUUCGUCCUAAUGAUCGUAUCCGCAUCGAUAUCCCUUCUCUAUGUCACAGGACUGAGUUCAAGCCGUCUUGUCUAUCCAGAGACACGGUGCUACCUUGAUUUCAUCUGUAGAGAGCCUUACAUCUUCACAUCACUUUCAAUUUCUUUGAUCUUGCUAACUGUGAUAUUCAAUGUAUUAUCUAUUUGGAAAUUUUACAAAAAUCCCUAUUUACGUUCCAUGGCAAGGUACAGUCGGACUGGUCGAAAUCAGUGUUGUUCCAACAUGAGCGUGUUUGUGGUGGUCAUCUCCGUCGUGUUCUUUGUUUUAUGGACGCCUUUUCUUGUAUUAAUGAUCGUACCUGAAGCACUAGACGAAGAGGUUCUACUGUGGUUUUUACGAAUUGCAAACUUGAAUACUGUCAUAGAGCCAUGGCUUUACAUCUUCCUUCGACGAGAGGCAUUCGGAAGAAUUGUACAUCGGUGUAUACAAAGCCGGAGAGGAUAUGCACCGUUGGAUUCAACUCCAGGGACCUAAAUUGGAUUUUCGUUAAAGUAUAUAAAAAUGUCACCAUCUUUAUGGAUGACUGAAUUCAGCAGAAUUUGGAGGCUUUUACUUUUUGUGCCGUCCAUCCGUCCGUUAAUGUCUGCUGGUGCAAUACAUGCAAAGAUUAACAUUGAUUAUACCCUAAAAGCUUUGAGCGGAAGAGACAAAACGCCUUUUGGCAUCAGUUUGGAAUCAAUGCACUGGCAAUUCUGGUCCAACACCAUAAUGUAUUACUAAAACAAACUGGAUGUUUCAUCAGUUACAGGUUGCUAGUUAUGAAUGGGGUGUAAUCCUUAUUGCGCUGAUAAUACACGUACAUGAUUUUG
This is a messenger RNA of Ostrea edulis (European flat oyster), 4793 nucleotides long. Its product is annotated as prostaglandin E2 receptor EP4 subtype-like. The record is from RefSeq and is a predicted model, not a curated record. Gene Ontology annotation, biological process: positive regulation of cytosolic calcium ion concentration; adenylate cyclase-activating G protein-coupled receptor signaling pathway; inflammatory response. NCBI's taxonomy places the organism in Eukaryota, Metazoa, Mollusca, Bivalvia, Ostreida, Ostreidae. The transcript has 4 exons. Gene Ontology annotation, molecular function: G protein-coupled receptor activity. Gene Ontology annotation, cellular component: plasma membrane. Bases 3532 to 4458 code for a protein of 308 amino acids.